This is a messenger RNA of Nannospalax galili (Upper Galilee mountains blind mole rat), 2652 nucleotides long. It is a transcript of the gene Mapre1, whose product is annotated as microtubule associated protein RP/EB family member 1. Lineage: Eukaryota; Metazoa; Chordata; Mammalia; Rodentia; Spalacidae. Gene Ontology annotation, molecular function: microtubule plus-end binding. The record is from RefSeq and is a predicted model, not a curated record. The coding region runs from base 152 to 958 and encodes 268 amino acids. Gene Ontology annotation, biological process: protein localization to microtubule plus-end; regulation of microtubule polymerization or depolymerization; spindle assembly. Gene Ontology annotation, cellular component: microtubule organizing center; cytoplasmic microtubule; microtubule plus-end. The transcript has 7 exons.
CGCGCCUGUACGUCGGCGCGUCACCGCCGAGUGCGUGUGAGGUCAUCGCGCGGGCGGCGGGCGGGGUCCUACGGUUUGAACGGGAAGAAGACGGAACCGGAGCUGGGCGCGCGGGCAGCGGCAACGGACGCGGUUCCACCGAGAGCCGAAGAUGGCAGUGAACGUGUACUCCACGUCAGUCACCAGUGAUAACCUAAGUCGACAUGACAUGCUGGCCUGGAUCAAUGAGUCUCUGCAGUUGAAUCUGACAAAGAUAGAACAGUUAUGUUCAGGGGCUGCAUACUGUCAGUUUAUGGACAUGCUAUUCCCUGGUUCCAUUGCCUUGAAGAAAGUGAAAUUCCAAGCUAAGCUAGAACAUGAAUAUAUCCAGAACUUCAAAAUACUCCAAGCAGGUUUCAAGAGGAUGGGUGUUGACAAAAUAAUUCCUGUGGAUAAAUUAGUAAAAGGAAAAUUUCAGGACAAUUUUGAAUUUGUUCAGUGGUUUAAGAAGUUUUUUGAUGCAAAUUAUGAUGGAAAAGAGUAUGACCCUGUAGCUGCCAGACAAGGCCAGGAAACUGCAGUGGCUCCUUCCCUUGUGGCUCCAGCUCUGAAUAAACCGAAGAAACCUCUCAGCUCUGGCAGUGCAACUCCACAGAGACCCAUUGCAACACAGAGAACUACUGCAGCGUCUAAGGCUGGUCCAGGGAUGGUGCGAAAGAAUCCUGGUGUGGGCAACGGGGAUGAUGAAGCUGCCGAGCUGAUGCAGCAAGUCAAAGUAUUGAAGCUUACUGUUGAGGACUUGGAGAAAGAGAGAGAUUUCUACUUUGGAAAGCUAAGGAACAUUGAAUUGAUUUGCCAGGAGAAUGAGGGGGAGAAUGACCCUGUAUUGCAGAGGAUUGUAGAUAUCCUUUAUGCCACAGACGAAGGCUUUGUGAUACCUGAUGAAGGGGUCCCACAGGAAGAACAAGAAGAGUAUUAAACAGCCUGGACCAGCAGAGCAACAUCCGAAUUCUUCACUCCAAAUCAUGUGCUUAACUGUUAAAUACUCCCUUUUAUUAUUCUUAGAGGAUUCACUGGUUUCUUUUCAUAAACAAAAAGUACCUCUUCUUAAAAGUGCACUUUGCAGAAGUUUCACUCCUUUUCCAAUGAGUUUGAGUUAGGAGCUGUUACCUUGUAGCAGAGCAGUAUUAACAUCUAGUUGUUUCACCAGGGGGGAACAAAGAGGCUGACCACGGGGCUCUCCAUGUGGAUGCUGGUCACACUGACUGAUGGAGAAGGUGUUUUUUUUUUUUUGUUUUUGUUUUUGUAAUACAUUGAGGUGGUAACCUCAGAGAAGUGUAAAGACUUAAUUGAAAUUUAAGCUAAUGUGAAAUCUUGGCAGAGAACGUUUUAAUAAAUAAAUGCCUUAAAAGUAUUUAAAAUAUGCUUCCAUAUUUCAAAAUAUAAAAUGUAAUGUGACAAAUUUUAUGUGUCUGACAUUGUGUCUGGGAAGGGCCAGACUUUAGACCCUUUGGAAUCUGCUGUCAUAGGCCUCACGGGGCUACUUGAAUCUAUACAUGCGUGGUCCUCAGCCCAGAAGGAAAGUUUAAGAAGUUGCUGUGUAAAGCUAUUUGGUGUCAUUGACCAGUUGCAUCCCUGCUAUAUCCAUGCUAUAAAACAAAUGGCAUUGGUUGCCUGGUGGACAGAGGGUAGUUCCCUGAGAUGUUUGAAAUGAAGAGCUCACUUCUCAGUGAGCUUUCCUCAUGACUUUUCAAACUAUCCCCCAAAUUCCUAUGUAUUGUUUCUUGGGACUUGCCCACAUCGCUGGGAUUUGCAUGGGCAUUGUGUCCUAUUUUACUGUCUUUUAAGUUUACAUUUAACAUGUUUCUCUUCUCUGCUCCCUUUGACCUCUGGGGACUCCUGGCUGCUUAAGUUUGCUGCUGAGUGUUUUUAAGUACAGCAGACAGGUGAUCAUGCUGCAAGUUCUUGGUGGACCUCUGGCAAAGGGAGUGAUCAGUGAUGAAGGCCCUCAACACCUUGGGAUCUCCAAGGCUGAGGUGUUUUUGGUAUCUGCUGUUCACAGCUCUCCAUCGUUAUCCAGCUACUUUGCCAGUGCACUAAUCUCUUUGGAGAUAAAAUUCACUAGUGUGUUACUAAAUGUUAAUUUUUUUUUUUUUUUUGCAGGAUAUCCAGUACCAUGACUGAAUUAAUUGUUAAUAUUUAAAAUAAUUCCUUAGCUCUCCCUCAUUUGCUUUGCCUACAGCCUGUUAGUUCCUUUGUUUGGCAGAAUUCUGCCAAAUGUAUGUUAUCCACUACUGAGAUUGUUCAGCCCCUGACAUGUCUGUAUUGAUUUGUUUCUGGUGGUAGCUUGUCCUAUGAUGUGUAUAGAAAACAGGUAUUUUAUGACAGAUUGUUGUGUAGUGCAUGCUCUGUGUGGAAUUCAGAGGAAAACCCAGAUUCAGUGAUUAACAAUACCAAAAAACAAAACAAAACAAAACAAAAAACCCACACAAAAAAAUGCAAGUAACUAGCCAUUGUUCAGACAGCAGUGGUGCUGUUUCUCCUUUGUGGCCUUUUAGACUUUUGUUGACCCCAAAUUCCAUUUUAUUGGGAACUCAUUUUCCACCUGGUCUUUCUUGACAGGGUUUUUUUCUACUUUAAACAGUUUCUAAAUAAAAUUCUGUAUUUCAAGAG